Messenger RNA from Camelina sativa (false flax), 861 nucleotides. The record is from RefSeq and is a predicted model, not a curated record. Lineage: Eukaryota; Viridiplantae; Streptophyta; Magnoliopsida; Brassicales; Brassicaceae.
AUGGACACUCCGGAUGGGUCUUGGGCUGCGGUUUUGGCCACACAAGGCACCCUUCGGACGAAUCCGUUCAAUCGCUCAUGUUCGCUCGUGUACGCUCGGCCAUACCCGUUCGGCCAAAUCCGUUCUACCAAACCUAUUAAGAAGCUCUCGGAGAUUGUGAGUGCUCUUCUUACGGAUAUCAAACAAUAUAGACUUUUGAUUGGAAUACUCCAGUAUUUGACAAUUACUCGUCUGGAUAUAUGUUUCGCUGUGGCUAAAUUGGCUCAAUACUCUUCAGCACCACGAAAGUUUCACCUUCAGGCUGUUCACAAGAUCUUGCGUUAUCUGAAAGGUACGAUUGGUCAAAGUCUCUUUUAUGGUACAAAUGAUGAUUUCUCUGUUCGUGGUUUUACUGAUGCUGAUUGGGGAGCUUGUCCUGACAGUCAAAGAUCAGUAAGUGGUUUUGCAAUCUUUAUUGGUCAGUCUUUGGUUUCGUGGAGAUCAAAGAAGCAACAUAUGGUUUCUUUGAGUUCUGCAGAAUCUGAGUAUAGAGCUAUGAGUAUAGCUACGAAGGAACUCAUUUGGUUCACCUAUAUUCUGAAGGCAUUAAGAGUUCCUUUUACUCUUUCUAUCUAUCUUUAUUGUGCUAACACCGCUGCUCUGCAUAUUGCUGGGAAUUCGGUGUAUCAUGAGAGGACGAAACAUAUCGAGUUCGAUUGCCACAAGGUCCGUGAAGUUAUUGAAGAUGGCAUUGUCAAGACAAUGUUUGUUCGGACAGAUAAUCAAUUAGCCGAUGUACUAACCAAAGCGCUUCAUCCAGCUCCUUUCCAGGCUAAUAUGCGCAAGAUGGGAGUUCUCAACAUCUACUCGCCUCCAUCUUGA